CUCAGAUAGAAGUAAAGUCUUCAGCCAGUAUGCACACAACAGAAGAAAAAGCCUAGUGGAAAUUAAUACAAGGUGUGCAGAAAUACUCAAGAACAAACGGCUGGUAGCUGCAGACUCCUACAGACAAACAGACACAGGACAAACGAUUUAAUCAAAGAUGAACAUAUACCUUACUGCUCUUUUGACCAUAUUUCUAACAACAUAUCUAGUAUCAGCAAAGCAUGACCGGUGGUGUAGUCCAAACAGCAUACCCAGUGGUAAAUGCGGACGUCAUCUUGAUGAACUGUUAGGCACCACUUGUGGACGGGGUGGUUUCUACUCACCUGAUUUUUCAUCAGACAAUUUUCUUCCAGGGAAAAGAAACCCGCUUGGAGAAGUUCUUCUUGGAAAAAGGGAGGCCAAUAUGUAUCUGGAGAAGAGAAGGGACUAUUUCUACCAGGGUAUCGUCUGCGAGUGUUGUAUACACCAGUGUACUAUACUGGAAUUAAAGUCAUAUUGUACUUAACGUAUGAAUUUAAAUUUCUAUGUGACGUUUUAAAACAAUAUAUCAAAACAAUAAUCCCAAACAUCAGAUCAGAAAAAAAACAUUUUAAGAAACAAAAAACGCAACUGCACUCAUAGCUGUUUACAAAAUGUAAUAUAAACAUGUCAAAAUUUAUAUGUGGCAUAUGAUGAUAUGUUAAUGAUACACCAGCAUUUCCCAGGGAUAACAUACAAAUAAAUUGAUGAAGAAAAUUAAUCUUUAUUUAUUGAAACAGAAUGACAGGCUUCGAAUACAUGCAUAUAUGAUAUUUGUCUUACAUUAUGAUUACAAUCAAUACAGUGCGAUGUUAUUGUAGCAGUUUUAUUGGUUAAAGAUCCUGUAAAUCAAUUUUUUAUGGUUUUAUAUCAUAAAUCUGAUGCUCAAAUAAAGAUUUGUCAAUAUUGUAAGUACAAAAAAGCAUUAUUUGUAAAGAUAUUACCGAAUUUACGUUUCAUGUAAAUAAAGGGAGAUAAUUAGAAAUAUAUUUUCGAUGAAGUCUAAGCUGAAUUUUUCAAUAAGAAAUGAAUGCAUAGAUUUUAAUGAUUACUCAUAAUGCUAAUAAACAUUUACAGUUCAUAUUUAACAUAUUCAUGGAUGUUUGGCAAUAUUGUUUUAGAAGAAUAAUUAUAAAAAUGUACAUAUAUAUAAUCUCACUAAAGUGUUGUUACAUCCUUAAUCUUAGAGAUAUUUUAUGAUCAAAUUUGAUAUUUGAAAAUACUGGUAAUUGCUUUAUACUCCCUUUUGUAAAUGUAAAAUAAACAUCUUUAAAGAACACACAUAGUAUAUAGAUUACGACUUUACACGAUAUAGGCAAAGACCGUAUGAAUACAUUAAAAAGGACUAAAUUAACCUGACCAGUAAUAGGGACUGCAGCUUCACAAACAUAGUUUAUGCAAUCUGUUAUUUAAGUUAGACAUGUUCAGUAAGAAUUUUCUAGAAUUAAAUAAAUUUCUGCAAUAAAAGUAUUUUACACCCAAAAUGAGCAUAUUAUAUCUUGAAUUGUUUCAAUAUAAACGAAAUAUUGACAGAAUUUUAAUGUUAUGUUUUGCUAAUUAAUGUCAGUCUUUUAUACAUAGAGUUAAUAAACUGUUCAUUUAUAAAAUGUGUGAAACUUAAGCGGGGCCCUGAUAUCUUAAUUUAUUAAACAGUUCACCGAAAAUUUUAUCCUCACUGUUUUUUAACGCAUUGCUGAAUGAUAUGUAUAAGGAAGAAAUAAAA
Ruditapes philippinarum (Manila clam) is the source of this 1741-nucleotide messenger RNA. Its product is annotated as insulin-like. Gene Ontology annotation, molecular function: hormone activity. Bases 158 to 505 code for a protein of 115 amino acids. The record is from RefSeq and is a predicted model, not a curated record. Gene Ontology annotation, cellular component: extracellular region. Lineage: Eukaryota; Metazoa; Mollusca; Bivalvia; Venerida; Veneridae. The transcript is spliced from 4 exons.